UUGCUAAAAUUAUAUUUAGAGAGUAAUUUUGGACCAAAAAAUAUUCGAUUCAAGUUGUAGGUUAAAAUUUAAUUAAUGUUAAGAAGGUUUUCCUCGCUUAGGAGUGAUAUUUAACUUUAAAUCUGUCCAUUCAUUCGUUCUGACGCAGCAAAAGAGUGAUACAAUAUUCGCGUCGUGUACAAACAAUGACAUAAGCACGCAUUGCAUUUUCUUUAUAGCUUAGACUAUUCUAACAAGUUUAAUAUGAGUUUAACAUCAAAUAUUGCAGUGACACUGAAGAUACCAUUUCCUACCAAGCGGGAAGCGGAAAUAGCAUACGAUGUGCUACGUGUUGACACUGAACCAAAGCGAAGCUUUAUUAACAAACUAAUUAAGCUGGAAGAGAACAUUCUGCGGCUAGAUUUGACCGGUGAGCAAGCGAAAAAUGUACGCGUAGCCGUUUCAUCGGCCUGUGACUCAAUAUUACUUUGCUGCGAAACGCUUAACCAGUUCGGAGCACCCGUAUCGGACAAGUACGACCAUUAUUAG
Anopheles moucheti is the source of this 528-nucleotide messenger RNA. It is a transcript of the gene Tcs6, whose product is annotated as EKC/KEOPS complex subunit LAGE3. Bases 244 to 528 code for a protein of 94 amino acids. Gene Ontology annotation, cellular component: EKC/KEOPS complex. The transcript has 2 exons. The record is from RefSeq and is a predicted model, not a curated record. Lineage: Eukaryota; Metazoa; Arthropoda; Insecta; Diptera; Culicidae.